Molecule: messenger RNA, 297 nt
Organism: Exophiala aquamarina CBS 119918
Lineage: Eukaryota; Fungi; Ascomycota; Eurotiomycetes; Chaetothyriales; Herpotrichiellaceae
Exons: 1
Coding region: 1-297 (98 amino acids)
Source: RefSeq, a predicted model, not a curated record
AUGUCUUUGUCCAGCCAUGCUGCGUAUGCAAAGAUGAGAAAUCCGUGCGCGACGAAUGCAUGUUGUUCUCGCGCGCCGACGAUCCCCAGGAAGAUUGCAAGAGUCUGGUCUCCAAGUACAAGGACUGCAUGGCCACCUAUGGAUUUAAGAUAUAAUGAACUCCCCCCCCCCCCCUCUCCGGCCCGCGCGAUGAGCGCUUCGGAAAGAGUUUAUUGGGGAAACGCAGAGAUUGUGAACAGAGAGAAACUCCUAGAGUCUGCCUGCACGAUGCGGCGAAUACCUAGCGCUCGGGGCUGA